Molecule: messenger RNA, 882 nt
Organism: Colletotrichum destructivum
Lineage: Eukaryota; Fungi; Ascomycota; Sordariomycetes; Glomerellales; Glomerellaceae
Product: Putative archaeal/bacterial/fungal rhodopsin, rhodopsin, retinal binding, yro2-like, 7TM
Exons: 1
Coding region: 1-882 (293 amino acids)
Biological process (GO): monoatomic ion transport
Cellular component (GO): endoplasmic reticulum; plasma membrane
Molecular function (GO): monoatomic ion channel activity
Source: RefSeq, a predicted model, not a curated record
AUGUCCGGCAAUCAAGCCCUCAACACCAAUGCCCAAGUCGGCCAGCAGGCCGACCUGGGCAUCUCGACGCGCGCCUCGGACUGGUACUUUGCCGUCUGCGCCAUUAUGGCCGGCUCGACCCUCGUUUUCCUGGGCAUGGCCUUUGGCAAGCGCGAGUCGCACCGUCUCUUCCACUACAUCACGGCCUCCAUCACCUUCGUCGCUUGCAUAGCGUACUUUUCCAUGGGCGCCGGCCUCGGCCGCGUGCCUAUCCAGGUCGAGUUCCCGCGCCGCAAUGACAUUCUCGGCCCCGGCGGCGCCGGCACCCGCGAGAUCUUCUACGUGCGGUACAUCGACUGGUUCAUCACGACGCCGCUUCUGCUGCUCGACCUGCUCCUGACCGCCGGCGUGCCCUGGCCCACGAUCCUUGUCACUCUGCUCGCGGACGAGAUCAUGAUCGUCACCGGUCUGGUCGGCGCCCUCACGAGCACGAGCUACAAGUGGGCCUACUGGGUGUUCGGCAUGUUCGCCUUCUUGUACGUCGUCUACGCGCUCGUAAUCGACGGCCGGCGGCACGCGGCGGCGCUGGGCGGCAACGUCAGCACCACGUACCGCAACUGCGGCGUGCUGACCAUCUUCCUCUGGUUCCUGUACCCGAUCGCCUGGGGCGUCAGCGAGGGCGGCAACAUCAUUCACCCCGACUCGGAGGCCGUCUUCUAUGGCAUUCUGGACGUGCUUGCCAAGCCUCUGUUCGGCUUCCUCCUACUUUGGGGACACCGCAAUAUCGACCUGGCCGCUCUGGGCCUGCACAUCCGCGAGCCGGGUCAGCCCAAGAUCCGUCCCGGACAGCAUGAGGGCGAGCACGGCCACGUUGGCGGUGCCGGGCCUAGCAACGGGCUCUAG